Echinops telfairi (small Madagascar hedgehog) is the source of this 1307-nucleotide messenger RNA. RefSeq names its product caveolae associated protein 1 (gene CAVIN1). Gene Ontology annotation, cellular component: caveola; cytoplasm. The record is from RefSeq and is a predicted model, not a curated record. The transcript has 2 exons. Lineage: Eukaryota; Metazoa; Chordata; Mammalia; Afrosoricida; Tenrecidae. The coding region runs from base 103 to 1281 and encodes 392 amino acids. Gene Ontology annotation, biological process: transcription initiation at RNA polymerase I promoter; termination of RNA polymerase I transcription. Gene Ontology annotation, molecular function: rRNA primary transcript binding.
AGCGCACGGACGUAGCUCGGGUUUCCUCCGCGCCGCGCUCGCUCUCCGUGCUCGCGUCCCUCCUCCGCCGCCUCCUCUCCGGCCCGCGCGGCUCCGGGAACCAUGGAGGACACCCAGCUGCACAUCGUCGAGCAGCCGCUCUCCGUGUACGCCGACGCCGAGGGUCCGGGACCCGCCCUGGUGGAGGCGCCCGAGGCCGAGGAGCCGUCGGGGGCCGGCUCGGAGAAGCUGAUCAAGUCGGACCAGGUGAACGGCGUGCUGGUGUUGACCUUCCUGGACAAGAUCAUCGGCGCGGUCGACCAGAUCCAGUUGACCCAGGCCCAGCUGGAGGAGCGGCAGGCGGAGAUGGAGGGCGCCGUGCAGAGCAUCCAGGGCGAGCUGAGCAAGCUGGGCAAGGCGCACGCCGCUACCAGCAACACCGUGAGCAAGCUGCUGGAGAAGGUGCGCAAGGUCAGCGUCAACGUGAAGACGGUGCGUGGCAGCUUGGAGCGCCAGGCCGGCCAGAUCAAGAAGCUGGAGGUCAACGAGGCCGAGCUGCUGCGGCGCCGCAACUUUAAAGUUAUGAUCUACCAGGACGACGUGAAGCUGCCGGCCAAACUGAGCAUCAGCAAGUCGCUGAAAGACUCGGAGGCGCUGACCGAGAAGGAGGGUGACGAGGCGGGUGAGGGCGAGCGGCCCGAGGACGAGCCGGCGGCGCUCGAGCUGUCGUCGGACGAGGCGGUGGAGGUGGAGGAGGUCAUCGAGGAGUCGCGCGCCGAGCGCAUCAAGCGCAGCGGCCUGCGGCGCGUGGACGACUUCAAGAAGGCCUUCUCCAAGGAGAAGAUGGAGAAGACCAAGGUGCGCACGCGCGAGAACCUCGAGAAGACGCGCCUCAAGACCAAGGAGAACCUGGAGAAGACGCGGCACACGCUGGAGAAGCGCAUGAACAAGCUGGGCACGCGCCUCGUGCCCGCCGAGCGGCGCGAGAAGAUCAAAACCUCGCGAGAGAAGCUGCGCAAGUCCUUCACGCCCGACCACGUGGUCUACGCCCGCUCCAAGACGGCCGUGUACAAGGUGCCGCCCUUCACCUUCCACGUCAAGAAGAUCCGCGAGGGCGAGGUGGAGGUGCUCAAGGCCACCGAGAUGGUGGAGGUGGGCGCCGACGGCGACGACGACGAGGGCGGCGCGGAGCGCCACGAGGCGGCCGACCUGCUGCGCGGGAGCAGCCCCGACGUGCACACGCUGCUGGAGAUCACCGAGGAGUCGGACGCCGUGCUGGUGGACCGGAGCGACAGAGACUGAGCCUGCGCAGCCGCCGCCGCGCAGGC